AUGAAAAACCCCUCUCAUGCUACCAAUGAGCGUGAGAUUACCGAGCAGUUAAACGACGAUGUAAGACACAAGUAUAUUAAAGAUAAAAGGCUCGGUGAAGGUACCUAUGCGGUUGUUUUCCUCGGCCACCUUCGGACAGAUCCAUCCUCGUUCGUCGCUAUCAAAAAGAUAAAGGUCAAUGCAGAAUAUAAAGAUGGACUUUCCAUGGACGCUAUUCGAGAAGUAAAAUACUUGCAAGAGCUGUCACAUCCCAAUAUAAUAGCGCUUCACGAUGUCUUCUCAUCAAAGGAUCAAAAUCUCAAUCUCGUUCUCGAAUAUCUACCGCGGGGCGAUCUCGAGAUGUUGAUUAAGGAUACGAAUAUUCACUACGGCCUCGCUGAUAUCAAGGCUUGGAUGGGAAUGCUCGCCAAAGGGGUCUGGUUCUGUCACGAGAAUUUCAUAUUGCAUCGGGAUAUCAAGCCUAAUAACCUCCUCAUCGCGGCAGAUGGGGAAGUGAAACUCGCGGACUUCGGUUUAGCUAGGUCGUUUGCUGAUCCCUACUUGAAUAUGACCCACCAGGUCAUUACACGCUGGUAUCGUCCCCCAGAGCUGCUCUUUGGUGCCCGGCAGUACUCGGGGGUUGUCGAUAUCUGGUCUAUGGGCAUGGUGUUCGCUGAACUCCUCCUGCGAGUUCCGUUCGUUGCAGGAAAUACCGAUCUCGAUCAAAUUACGAAGAUCUGUGAAGCUUUCGGGACUCCGAAUGAGGACAAUUGGCCAGGUGUCACCAAACUACCUAAUUAUCUGCCCGCUGAUCCCAACCAUGUCGUCCCUCUUCAGGGCCGAGAAUUUUUCUUCAGGCAAUUUCCGACAGCUGGUCCUGUCGGCGCGGAUUUACUGAUGUCAAUGUGCACCCUGAACCCUAAGAAGCGAAACACAGCUUGCAGGGUUUUACAACACGGCUGGUGGACUACUGAGCCUAAACCAACCGACAAGAAAAACCUUCCUCGCAAGAUUGAUGGCAUUAAGAAGAUGGGCGCAGACCUGACCAGGCGAGGGGGAGAAAUUGAAGAUUCAACAUUCAAGAAUGCGGCUCGACAGUUGAAUUUUACUGCGGUCAGAGACUAG
Messenger RNA from Aspergillus uvarum CBS 121591, 1104 nucleotides. It is a transcript of the gene kin28, whose product is annotated as TFIIH complex serine/threonine-protein kinase subunit KIN28. Gene Ontology annotation, molecular function: cyclin-dependent protein serine/threonine kinase activity; ATP binding; RNA polymerase II CTD heptapeptide repeat kinase activity. Gene Ontology annotation, biological process: protein phosphorylation; positive regulation of transcription by RNA polymerase II. The record is from RefSeq and is a predicted model, not a curated record. Gene Ontology annotation, cellular component: cytoplasm; transcription factor TFIIK complex; transcription factor TFIIH holo complex. The transcript has 2 exons. Lineage: Eukaryota; Fungi; Ascomycota; Eurotiomycetes; Eurotiales; Aspergillaceae. Bases 1 to 1104 code for a protein of 367 amino acids.